Molecule: messenger RNA, 4623 nt
Organism: Podarcis raffonei (Aeolian wall lizard)
Lineage: Eukaryota; Metazoa; Chordata; Lepidosauria; Squamata; Lacertidae
Product: anoctamin-7-like
Exons: 22
Coding region: 8-2953 (981 amino acids)
Biological process (GO): chloride transmembrane transport
Cellular component (GO): plasma membrane
Molecular function (GO): protein dimerization activity; chloride channel activity
Source: RefSeq, a predicted model, not a curated record
CAACGCCAUGAUCCGCAAGAAGGUCUCUGGGUCGGAUGCCCAGGACACUGGCCUGCUCAUCGGCCUGGGGAAAAGCCCGUCGGGCCUCUACGAGGAUUCCAGUAUUCUCCCCAACGGGGGCGCUGGAAGGGACACCUUCGAUGUGGACGACGACGACGACGACCCCAUCUACAUUUAUGGCGAUGAAACUUAUGGCUACCCCAGCAGUGCCAGCGGGAAUUACUUCCGAGAUGGGAAGACAAAGAUAGGCAAGUAUAACCCCUUCUUCCUCGCCCCAGUGUUUUGCCCAAGUUGCAGUUUUGCAACUGCAGAGCAAAGGGGGCUUCGGCUUCUGCGAACUCCAAGCAGCAGGCAGCGCGAAAAUGAACCCGUGUUGCUCUGGCCACAUGCCUUGUGGGGGGUGGGCUGCACUUCGGUUGUGGAACAGGGCACCCCCAGGGCGCCCGCAACUCCCUUGCCACCUCCUUCUCUGCCUGCAGAUUUUGUCCUGGUCUGGGAGGAGAAGCUGCGUCCCUCGAAGAAGAGGCGCAGCAAACAGCCCCACCCGGAAGGCGAGAGGGCAGCGGGCCAGGGGGCCGGGUGGGAGGCGGCCCGCGGGCAUCACGAGAGGUGGAGGCAGAAGUUCCUCAAGAACCUGCGCACUGCCGGCCUCUUGAUGGAGAAGGAGGAGACUCUAAGCGACCGCAAGGGAAUUCACUACAUGAAGCUGAGCGCGCCCUGGGAAGUGCUGGUUUACUACGCGGAGGAGCUGUGCAUGCGGGCCCCUCUCCAGGCCCACCCCAACCCGGACCGCAACAGCUCUGACGACCUGCUUCGGAAAUUGCACCUGCCGAACAUCAUGGCCCAGCAGGUGCCCAAGAAGCCCGUCGACUACUACACCUGUGCCUUCCGAAAGUCCAAGCUCGACAAGUUCCUGGGCAGCGAGCAGCACGAUUCGUACUUCACCAACACGCAGAGGCAUCGCAUUGUGUAUGAGAUCUUAGCGCGGACCAUCUAUGGGAAGAGGAAGCAUGCAGAGAUGGGCAUCGACCGGCUGCUGAACGAAGGGGUCUACUCCGCAGCCUUCCCACUGCAUGAGGGCCCCUUCGAGCUGCCUGAGUACGAGGUCCUGGGCGAAGAGCUGAACCCCCGGCAGAUCCUGUACCGCUUCUGGGCCCAGUGGCGCUGCUGGUACAAAUACCAGCCUUUGGACCACAUCCGGGAAUACUUUGGGGAGAAGGUGGCCAUUUAUUUCGCCUGGCUGGGCUUCUACACGGCUUGGCUCCUCCCGGCCGCCAUUGUCGGCACUUUGGUCUUCCUUGCCGGCCUCUUCACCAUGGGGACAAACACGCCAGCGCAAGAGAUCUGCAGCAGUGGGGGCCAGUUCCUCAUGUGCCCCCUGUGUGACACCUGCGGCAACUGGAACCUCUCUGAGAUCUGCCCCAUGGCAAAGGUGGGCUACCUCUUUGACCACCCAGGGACCGUCUUCUUCAGCAUCUUCAUGUCCUUCUGGGCCGUGACCUUCCUGGAGUACUGGAAGCGGAAAAACGCCACGUUGGCCCACCACUGGGACUGCAUGGACUUCCAGGAGGACGAGGAGCGUCCUCGGCCAGAGUUUGCCGCCAUGGCCCCCCGCAUGGAGCAGAAUCCCGUCACGGGGGUGAAGGAGCCGUACUUCCCUGAACGUGACCGUCUCUCCCGCAUCCUGACGGGAUCCAUGGCCAUCAUCAUUAUGCUCUGUGUGGUGAUGAUCUUCCUCGUGUCGGUGAUCAUGUACCGAGGAAUUGUCAGCACCAUGAUGUACCACACAGGGAACACGAUCUUGAUGACCCAGGCGGGGAACAUUGCUAACAUCAGCAGCUGCAUGGUGAACCUGGUGCUCAUCCUCCUCAUGAGUCAGGUCUACACCUCUCUGGCUGAGAAGCUCACCAGGUGGGAAAUGCACCGGACUCAGACGCAGCAUGAAGACGCCUUCACCUUCAAGGUCUUCAUUUUCCAGUUUGUCAACUUCUACUCCUCCCCGUUCUACGUGGCCUUCUUCAAGGGCAGGUUUGUGGGGUACCCCGGCCAAUAUGGAAAACUCCUGGGCAUGAGGAACGAAGACUGCGGUCCUGGCGGAUGCCUGAUUGAGCUGGCCCAGCAGCUCUUCAUCAUCAUGGUGGGGAAGCAGAUUGUCAGCAACAUCCAGGAGUUUCUGAUUCCGAAGCUGAAAUCCUGGCGCCAGAAGAGGAAGCUGGCCCGGGUGCGAGGGGGUCAGAUCUGCCAGGAGCCCAAGCGCUGGGAGGAGGAUUAUGAACUGAUUGAGUGCGAAGGCCUCUUUGAGGAGUACCUGGAGAUGGUGCUCCAGUUUGGCUUCAUCACCAUUUUCGUGGCUGCCUUCCCGCUGGCUCCGCUCUUCGCCCUGCUCAACAACUGGGUCGAGAUCCGCCUGGACGCCCAGAAGUUCGCCUGCGAGUAUCGGCGCCCCGUGGCCGAGCGCGCCCAAGACAUCAGCGUCUGGUUCUUCAUCCUGGAUGUCCUGGCCCAGAUCUCCGUCAUCGUCAACGCCUUCCUCAUUGCCUUCACGUCGGACUUCCUCCCUCGCCUCCUGUACCAAUACGAGUACGACAGCCACCUGCGCGGCUACGUGAACUUCACCCUGGCCUACGCCCCACCCAGUUUCGUGGACAGCAACCACACCAUGUGCCGGUACAAGGCCUUCCGCGACCCCCAUGGAAGCCAAACUCUCUUCUACUGGAAGCUGCUGGCCAUCCGCCUGGGCUUCAUCAUCGCCUUCGAGCACGUGGUCUUCUUCUGCCUGCGCCUCAUCGACUGGCUGGUCCCAGACAUCCCCGAGUCCCUGGAGGUGAAGAUCAAGCGGGAACGCUACCUGGCCAAGCAGGCUCUGGCCGACAACCAGGAUGUGCUGCUGACGGUGAGUGGCGACUCCUCUCCCUCACCAGCAAGCAGCCUUUUACCCAGCAGCGUGAACUAGCGCCCCCCGCAGGUGCAGCCACUUCUGACCACACACAUCAGCUCUGUUGAAGAGGAGGUUCAGCCAAGGCAAUGGAGGAAGGAUUCCUCGAGGGCUCCAUCACUGGCACAAACUCAGCCAAGAGUCUCGUGGCCCCUUCAAGGACCAGGAAGGUGGGCAAGAGAGGCUGGACUUGUGGGGUGAGGAGGGUUGCAUGCCCUUUGCACCCCCCGCCACUGCUACAAGGAGGGCCACUUUGCUUCCGUGGCUGUCCUGAGGCCCUCCUGCCUAGCCUCUCUUCGCCUUCCCCUCUUGACCUUUUCCCUGCUCCUCAGAGAUGGACCGCAGGGACUGUGGAAAUGGCAUCGCCAACAAUUUCCCCACCCGAGUUCCUUUCCAACCCAACGGGAAGGGCUGAUCCUUCUUCUGACGGCUUGGAGGACAGGCUGGCUUGCGUGGCCCCCUCCUUCCUAGGGCCAUUGUCUCCCAGAAGCCUUUGCUUCACUUGAGGACAGGAGCGGGCGUUUCGGCAGCAGCGUCUCCUGGGCCAAGGAGAGAGGAGGCCGGGGUUGCACUUUUGCAGGCAAGGUCCUCUGCGGAGGGUUUCUACCACAGAUUCCCUGAUAAGAGGGAUUGCGUCUGCAAUAUCAAUCCAGUGUCUUUGUGGACCAGCCAUUCCCGCCGCCACGGGCUGCUUCGAGAACUCACGCUUUCCGUGUUAAGAUGUGUGGAAACGCCGUCCCUGCUGCAAAACCGAGUGAAUGUGCUGUUUUGCUCACCUGCCUGCACUUCCCUUCUCAGGGGUUUGUGGAAGGGAUGCCCUUAACUUGCAGGAACGGUGUUCUCCUGGGAGCAUUGAGGGCCAUAGCCAUGCAUGCAGAAAUCCUCAAGGUGCAGCAGAGCUUCAGAGUGCGCACAGCUGAAUAUCGUUCAUGUUUUGAUCCUGCCCAAGGGGAAGCGAGGAAGUGGAAGGAGGUUGGAAGCAGGGCGCCUCCUCAAACAGAAACACUGGGCGCCUUCCACAAGAGCAUCAUCAGCCGACUCACUUUUUACGGUGCACCCACACAACGUGGCUGUUGAAUUGUUGCGUUCCUGUGUCUUCUUUGCUCGCGUCCCCACCAACACCUGGCCUUUCUGGACUGGCAAAGUGCAAGUGAGGCUUGGAAGAGGGGCUCCUUUGCCUUGAGUUAGAAGCUUGCUGCUGUUUGUGGUUUCUUGCUCUGGUUUCUGUUCAGCCUCUCGGUGCCACACCCGGGGCUGUGCGGAACUACCAUCUUAAUCCCACACCCUCCUGAUUGUGGAAAAGCAACGCCUCAAGCAUGCCGAAGGACCCUCAAGCGGAGGACCCUCUGCGAGCACCGUGGCUUAGCGGGGAAUUUGAAGCCAAGUCUACACCGAGCAUUCUGUGUCCGCUGAUCCUGAGGUUGGGCUGGUCCGGAAGGAGUCUGGAAGUCAGGCUGACCAUUGAGUGUCACCCAGGCCUUCCCAGGCAGCUGGAGCAGCAGGCAAGGGACAUUUUCAUCAGAGGAGCAGAGGGACCGAGAAGGGCAGCCCUGGCAGCAGCUGGCACAGGAGGGCCAAAAAGGAAACCUCGAAACUUCAGGCGAGGAAGGGAGCCACAGCCAGCCUUCCCUGGCACUGGAGAUUGUUGGUUCGCUGGCUGGUGGGUUUUAUGUGAACUCAAAGCCACC